Messenger RNA from Symsagittifera roscoffensis, 2923 nucleotides. Its product is annotated as gamma-aminobutyric acid receptor subunit beta-like. The record is from RefSeq and is a predicted model, not a curated record. The coding region runs from base 975 to 2852 and encodes 625 amino acids. Gene Ontology annotation, cellular component: neuron projection; synapse; plasma membrane. Gene Ontology annotation, molecular function: transmembrane signaling receptor activity; extracellular ligand-gated monoatomic ion channel activity; neurotransmitter receptor activity. Lineage: Eukaryota; Metazoa; Xenacoelomorpha; Acoela; Convolutidae. Gene Ontology annotation, biological process: regulation of membrane potential; nervous system process; monoatomic ion transmembrane transport. The transcript has 9 exons.
AUUAACUUGCCUUUUGUUUAGCUUGAUUUGUUAUUUUCUUAGCUGCUGAUUUUAUUCAGACAAAAGGAAAAAGAAAAUUUACCAUUCUUUUCAGAGACUGUGCCGAGGUUGAUAUUCAUAAAAUUCAUACUUUUAUAGACAGUCUGGGCUAUAAAAGUAAUAUAUUGUGUAAAAUUUUGUCAUUACAAUUCAGCUGCACAUUUUUUAUGCCAAUAUCCUUGAAGUCAAAAACAACUUUUUUUCUACAACUUUGUUUAUUUUACUUUUGAUUUUUAUUGAGUUAUUGGAUGGUAAAUAAAAAAUACGAAAUGACCAUCUGGUUUAUAACUGUUCAAUAUCCGAGUUAAGAACUUUUUAAACAAUAACUGAGUUACUUAAAUGUACUUUAAAAGGCGGCUGCCGAUAUCGAUUUUUAUUUGGUUUUCAUUCUGUUAAAAUCUUUUGAGUUAUAAUUGUGUAACCGUUAACACUUAAAAACAGGACUUUACCAUUUUUUCCGUGCGGUGUCACUUAUUUUGUACUAGCUUCAUGCUUAGUUUAUUACCCUGUUUUAUUGCAUAAGUCCCUUCUUUACUUUUGGUUACUAGUCCAAGAUUCCUUGAAUUAUGAUCCGAUUGUGGGUCAGCCUUAAUGUCGCGGUCUGAUUAGCCCAAAAUCGAAAACAAACUCCCCUCAAAAUGUGAAGAAAUCGACUUAAUGCGCAUUUCGUUCAAAUUUUCUCAAAUGAUUUCCGUGCUGAUUAUAAAAAUUUAUCCGCCUUCUUUCUAUUAUUCUUCCGACCAUCUAUAGAAAUUGAUUUCCAACAGUGCUUAAGAGAAGAUUUUACUUAUUGGUCUGUUUAAUCUGCACCUAAAGUAUAAUCCCCGCUGGUUUCAAAUCAGAGAAGUAAUCGAAAGAAAAAGUAGCUGCCUGUCGAUUAGACUCGCUUUUGUUACAAAAUCAAUCUUUUGCUAAAAAAUCAAUCUUUUUUUAAAAUGACAGCAAAAGCAGCUAGCAGUUUUACAUCUCUUCACUUUUUACCUUUUUCUUUAGACAGAAUUGUAGUUUUAUUUGUAUUUAUUCACUUUGAGAUGUUUUUUAAUGGAGUUAUGGCUCUGAAACUGGAAACAAACAGGGCUUUGAAACUUCAGGAGGAGUACAACAAGCAUCUGCGGCCAAAUCAUAAAGGGAAAACUGACAACGUGACAGUGGGCAUCCGGAUAUACAGCAUCGGACCCAUAUCUGAAACAGAAAUGACGAUGUCUUUCGACUGCUACUUUCGAUUGUUAUGGAAAGACGCGCGACUAAUUGAGACUGCCAGGUUUCUCAUCGAAGACCGGAAGAAACCCAAAACCGACAGAAAAGCCCGCAAGCAUGCCGAGUCAAUCCAAGAAGAAGUCGGACUGGUGAUUAAUCAGACGACAACUACAGGAGUUCCGUCUCUCGACACUUCGGCAACGAAGACGACUGCAGCGAGUAAGAAUCAAUCGGAAGAGGAAGCGAAGAAAAAAUCUGGUCCAGUUGAUUUUGUGCUCCUGGGGGAGGAGUACGCUGAAGCAAUUUGGAGUCCGGACUUGUUUUUUCCAGAUUCGGUAGACAUCGAGAGACCCGGAAAAGGAAUUCUGUCGGACAGCAGUGUGUUGGUGUUGUAUCUGAACGGAGAUGUGUUCCGAUCUAUGCGACUUCAAGUGAAGAGCCGGUGCAAAAUGGACCUCACUCUGUUCCCCAUGGACGUACAAGUGUGCGAUGUGUGUGUAGAGAGCUAUCAGUACCACAGUCUGGAUGUGAACAUUUCGUGGGGAGAUGAGUUUGUGAUUUUGGAGAAGGACAAGGUGAGAAAGUAUGGGACUGCCAAUUUCGACAUCAUCUACGACAACUUUUACUGGCGCAGAGAGACACAGAUCAAUUUCAACUACCCUUACGUGACCCUGUGUUUGACAAUCGAACUGAGGCGCAAGUUGAGCAUCUACCUGAUCACCAUCUACUUGCCCUCCAUCUCCCUGGUUGUGCUAUCCUGGGUGGGGUUCUGGAUCGACAAGAGAGCAGUGCCCGCCAGAGCAUCGCUCACAAUCACCACUAUUCUCGCACAGAUCACACUCAUCACUGGGGCUGCCAAUCAAUUUCCGGGAAUUGCCGAUCUGAAGCUGGUCGACCUCUAUCUGAUCGUGAACUUCUUCUAUGUCUUCGCCAGUCUCAUCGAGUUCGCCCUGGUGUCGUACGAGCCCCCCGUCAAAUCUAUCGGGAAGUCAUGGCUACAGAACACGAGGGAACGCAUGCGCAUGAUGAACGCCAAGAUGCCCACGGAGAGUCCCCGUGAGGGGGGCAGGAACAAUAAUAACAACAAGAUGGGGAGGUUGAGUGGGUUGAUUAGGCCCAAGAAGAUGUCCAAGGGGUCCAUGGGUGGCGGCGAGGGGGAUACGAUGACCUAUUGCAAUACUGUCGUUCAUCAGAUGGCAAUACUACAAACGAGAAAGGACGCUGCUAAGACCGUUGUUCACACAGAAGACGACCUUGAUAAAUCCAUGCGCGACAUAGUGUCAUCACAAAACAUCAAAGCCACCUUAGAGGGCGCGGUACGAAUAGACUCGGAACCCACGAUACUCAAUUCAGAUGAUCGAAAAUGUGGCAAUAACGGAGCUUCAUCUACAUUCAAACCUCACAAUGGAUUCCAAAAGCUGAAACCCAGCGAACCGAAGAAACAAGCGACGGGAAUGAGAGCCCUAAAGGAUAAAUGCAAGGAGAGUUUUACUGAGAGAAACGCUGACGACGUUUCCAAAAUCAUUUUCCCGACUACGUUUAUUUUCUGGAACUUGAUUUAUUUCGGUAUGAGUUUCCAUUUUGCAAACAGAUUUAAUUUUGAUAAUUCUUCGUAAAAGGUGCAAGUAAUGAUUUUAUAUCACACUGAGUAAUAUGAGUUAGUACUGAUAAUAGAUUGUUGCAAUAU